Penicillium arizonense is the source of this 906-nucleotide messenger RNA. RefSeq lists its product as uncharacterized. Bases 1 to 906 code for a protein of 301 amino acids. Lineage: Eukaryota; Fungi; Ascomycota; Eurotiomycetes; Eurotiales; Aspergillaceae. The transcript has 6 exons. The record is from RefSeq and is a predicted model, not a curated record.
AUGUCGACCUACGAAAUCGAACACAAUACAACCGAUCCCUCAACGGCCCAACCCCCACGUCGCCGUCGCCCCGACCUCUCCACCUUCUUCUCUGCCCUUUCCGAGAUCACACCCGCCCCAGACCACAGACCCCAUGCCGUGCCCGUGCCAGGAGACAUCAGUGCAGCAUUCUACUCCCUUGCAGAGGCGCUGGAGAUGAUGCGCCGCGAUGCGGGCGCAGAGCCGCACACGCACGCGCAAGAAGACACCGACAACGGCAAUACGGAUCACAGCAACGAUUUGUUGACCACGAUGAUCCAGUCGCUUCUUUCGCAGGCGGAUACACCACCGCGUGAAGUGGAGGGUGUUAAUGAGGAAUUCUGCGAUAUGCUCGAACGCGUCCCCAAAGCCCAGCUUAAAGAAUCCGAUAUUUGCCCUAUCUGCAAUAACCCCUUCGUGGAAGAUCCUUACCCGCUCGUCGUGCAGCUGCCCUGUCACCCUACACACCGCUUCGAUAUGGAAUGUGUGCGGCCUUGGCUACGUCUGCGCGGAACGUGCCCGCUUGACCGGGUGGAUUUCGCGAAGCAGCAGAGGGAGAAGGCUGAGGCGCGGAAGAAGCUUGUUGAAGAGGAUGAGGAGGAGGAGUGGGAUGGCUCGAUCUGCAGUAUCAACAGUUAUAUUAUGGUUUAUGUUCAAAAGGCCAAUCUUACGUUCCAUAACAGCGACGAUGCUGUCAAGGAGUACCGCUUCGGAACCAUGACAUAUCCCCACGGAUUCUGUCCUAACUGCGGGACUAGUGUCUAUCUUCGAGCUCUUGAUGGUGAAUACAAAGACAUUGUGGCUGUGAAUGGACGAACCCUGAAGGAUGUCGAUAUCAGCACACUGAAGAUUGAAGAACUCAAUGGAAAAAGGAUAAAUGCCGGCUAG